AUCAAAGUUCAAUCAAUUCAGUAACUUCAUUCAUCUUUGUUGAGAAUGGGCGGUUCGUGAGUUGACGUAUUUAGAUGCGAUAUUGUUUUAUUUGCGCAGAAGUGUUUCGCAGGUGAAAAUGUGUUCAAUUUGCAUACCGAUGUUCGUAAGUGUUGUGUGAUUUGUUAACUAUAGACGAAUGUGAAGUUUGGGACUUAAACUAGUGGAAAUCCGUGUUUGGCCACCAUGCCGGGUCUUAUUGGUAUCGGUGAAUUCAUUGAGGAAACUCGAGAGGAUUACAGUUCACCUACUACUUCUACGUUCGUUUCUCGCAUGCCACAAUGUCGUCAAACCAUCAGUGCUUUGGAGGAGACGUUGGAUUUCGACCGAGAUGGCCUCACGAAGUUGAAAAAGGCGAUAAAAGCAAUACAUAACUCUGGAAAUGCACACGUGGACAACGAGAUGUACCUCUCCCGGGCACUGGAGAGGCUUGGAGGCAACGCACUCAGCAAAGACUCGGAGCCCGACAUCGGCGCUGCCUUCUUAAAGUUCGCAGUCGUCACUAAAGAACUCUCCGCACUCAUGAAAACACUGAUGCAAAAUAUAAACAACAUAGUUAUGUUUCCGGUCGAUAGUCUUCUAAAAGGAGACUUGCGAGGAGUAAAGGGUGAUUUAAAACGGCCUUUCGAUAAGGCGUCAAAAGACUACGAGUCAAAGUACCUGAAAAUUGAGAAAGAAAAGAAAUCGCAGGCUAAAGAAGCUGGUCUCAUCCGAAGUGAAGUGACUCCAGCUGAGAUAGCUGAUGAGAUGGAGAAGGAGAGAAGGUUGUUUCAGUUGCAAAUGUGUGAGUACCUGAUAAAGUUCAACGAAAUAAAGACGAAGAAGGGGAUCGAGUUGCUUCAACACUUGGUGGAGUAUUAUCACGCACAGACGAAUUAUUUUCAAGACGGCUUGAAGACGAUUGAACACUUUGGCGUUUACGUCGCAGACUUAAGUGUACAACUGCAGAAGAUCCGACAACAACAAGACGACGAACGACGGAGGUUGCUAGAGCUCAGAAACAUGCUGCGAGCAGCUGCGCCUCAGGACAGAGAGGUGGUGUCAUCGGUCGGUGGCUACUCUCUGCAUCAGAUGCAAGGCGACAAACAGCACGGGGUCAGCCGGAGCGGCUACUUGCUCAAAAAGUCUGAGGGGAAGGUGCGACGCGUUUGGCAGAAGCGACGGUGCCGGGUCACUGCUGAAGGCUUCCUGGACAUUUUCCACGCAGACGAGAACAAACCUCCAGCGAGGGUCAACCUCCUUACAUGCCAAAUUAAAGUAGCCGCUGAAGAUAAAAGGGCAUUUGAUCUAGUAUCAUACAACCGAACAUACCAUUUCCAAGCUGAGGACGAGAAUGAACAGCGAGCGUGGACGUCUGUGCUGGUGAACUGUAAGGAGGGCGCCCUGAUACGGGCCUUCCACCAGCAGGCAGACGAGAGCAACGACUCGGGUCACUCGUUGCUGGACCUACAGCGGUCGAUCAUACGGGCUGUGCGCGCCAUGCCGGGAAACCAAGUCUGUGCCGAUUGCGGAUCUACUAAUGACCCAACGUGGCUAUCAACGAACUUCGGCAUCAUAGUAUGUAUCGAGUGCUCGGGCUCGCACCGGGAGCUGGGCGUGCACAUAUCGCGCAUACAGUCCCUGACGCUGGACCGCCUCAGCACGUCACAGCUGCUGCUGGCGAGGCACAUGGGCAACCAGAUGUUCAACGAAGUCAUGGAGAGUACGCUCGAUGAAAGGGAGAAGUUGACGCCUGAGAGUUCCAUGGAGGAGCGUCUCCGGUUCAUCCGCGAGAAGUACGUGUACCGCACGUUUGCGGCGCAGACGUGCUGCGACGCCGCCGAGCGCCUCUCCGAGGUGGAGCACGCCGUCAACAACGGACAUCUGCAGAACUUGCUGCAGGCAUACGCUGAGGGCGCUGACUUGGCCGCCGCGCUACCAGGCUCGGAUCUCGGAGAAACAUCGCUACACUUAGCGAUAUCGCGGGAACUGGGCGACGGUUCCUCUUUACACAUAGUCGAUUUUCUAGUCCAAAAUGGUGGUUCCCAGUUGUUAGACAAGCCCAACUCUCAGGGUAUGACUGCACUGCACCUAUGUGCCGCCACCGACAGAACUGAACCUAUGAAGUUGUUGCUCAAAGCUGGCGCCGACUCGACGAUCAAGGAUGCGAGUGGCAGGACCGCGUUACAAAUCGCGAGGCAGUACCGACAUCUUGGCUGUUUAGAAUUGUUGGAAAACGUCGACAAACGAGAGAAGAGUAUAUUCGAGAAUAUAAACAUAGACUGGAACUUAUCACAUGAUGAUGGCUCAACAGAUUUUUCAGAUGAUGACACUGUAAUAGACGAAAGGCAAAACGGCAGCCUAACGCCGGAGAAGAAGUGCCCUCGCUCUCGUCCGCCGUCGUACGCGGGCGGCGCCACGCUGGGCGCGGCGGGCGACUCGCCCGUGCUGCGCUCGCGCUCCUCCACCUGCGACUCGCUGCACCACGCGCCGCCCACCCCGACCACGCUGCCCAGGAAACCUAACGUCUAUAACAUCGGCAGCUUGAAGAAACGAGCGGCGCCGCUACCGCCGGCCGUGCUCCCGCAGGCGCCGCACCCGCGCUCCACGCCCUCGCCCUCUGCCGACAGCGCCAGGUCACUGCACGUGGUAAGCACAUCGCAAUCAAACAAGGUCCGUCCGGUGGCGCCGCCGCCGACGCCGCCGCCCGCCGCACUGCACAACGGCGCUCAUCACCGCGACGAGCCCACGCCGCCGCCACGAAAGAAGAAAAAUAGAUUGCACCUGGAAAAGGCUGUGAAAGCGAGACUGAAAAGGGAAUGUUCUAGUCAAGACUCGUCGCUGGAGUUGUGCGACAUGACGGACUCGUGCUUGGACGACAGCCGGCUGCAGUCGGCGCUGUCGUGCGACAGCACGCGGUCGCGCGAGCGGUCGCGGAGGAGCGACAGUCGCUCGCUCGACGUGUCCGACACCUCCAGUGUACACUCGCGCUCGCCUUCUGCUUCUAUUACUAUGAUGGGAGGGUUGCGAAGGUGUCGGGCGCUAUACGACUGCUCGGCUGACAACGAGGACGAGCUAUCAUUCCGCGAGGGCGAGGUCAUCGUCGUCAUCAACGAACGCACUGAAGACGACAACUGGAUGGAGGGACAAGUGGAGGGCACCGUGCGGCGCGGCAUGUUCCCCGUCUCCUUCGUGCACAUGCUGCCUGACUAAGCCGCCGCAGACACGGGACCUUGACAGCCACGGAACAUGGGCCAACACCCAUGUUCAUAGAAACCUGUGUUACAAUAUAAUAUCGGUAGUCACCACGUAUAUCGGUCAGCAGCCGCAGCGGUGCAAGCUUGAAAUUGUAUUCUUGCUUAACAUGCUGAACCCAACGCCAUAAAACUGACAAGUUCAAAGUCCCAGUCAGUAUGGAGAUUGUAUAAAAAUCCAUUGAGCUCCGUUUCUACGGAUCAUGUAAAAUUCUUAUCGCAUUGUAUAUUCGUCUUUUAAUGUAAAUGGAAACCAAAAAUUCUGGUAAUAUAAGGUUGGAUUGUAGCGACGGUAUGACUGAAUGGAUUGUGUUCAAAAUUACUAAAUAAACACCAGUUUAAAAGCGAAUUUCAACUAUAAAUAUUUUACUUUGAAUAUCUGGCCUAAAGCUUGGCUUUUGUUUGGAUGGCUACGAGCUUAUUUAUUCUAGUAUUUUAUAUACUAUCUAUUACAGUUCAAUAUUCGGCAUAAAUAAACACAUGUAAGUUAUUGCUGCUAAACAAGCAACAUUCGUUCAUUUUACGAUGUUAACACCAAUAUAGAUUGUUCAGUAUUAUACUAAUUAAUAGCUAUACCCCCAGUGCGAAUGGUUUGAAAAAAAAACUACCAUUGCCGACAAAGAGCCUUGUAUUUCCGGCAUAAAAUUAUCUAAUUUAUAACUUUAAAAUAGAUUCGCACUUUACAAGGGUUGUUGUACUUCAUUGUUAUAAUAUUAUACACAGUUUUCAUACUCAAACAUUUUAACCAUUCCACGUUUGGAUAAUAAACUCUGUACACAUGUUCUGUCAUUGUCGAGAUGUUACGAUAGUUUCACUAUAUCGUGUUAGUUACUGCUUAGCGUUGCUACGAAUUUAUAACACCAAUAUUGUAAGUUAUGCCAGUAGACAGUCCGUCCUGACGCGGAUUUUUUUACUUAAAUUUUCGUUAAUCGUUUCAAUAACUUCUGUAAAUGUAUCGUCUGUUUCUAGAAUCGAGAACAUUGAUUGGUAUGUGUUGUAUGUAAAGAGUCAAAGUCAAGUGCUCACUCUUUUAAAAUAAUUCCAAAAUAUUUCUUAGUAAGUGAAAAAUCGAUGUUGUAAAUCGAGUAAUUCUACUCGUUCAUGUAGAGUAUAACUUUGUAAGCUAGUUUAUAGAUCACAAUAUAAGAUAUUCAAACGAUUGCUCGUCAGUGAAAGUUUCCACUCAAUGGGGCAUCGUUUAGUUUGUCAUAAUGUGAUAUUUUGGCUUAUAUGUACAUUUUAUUCGAGUCUUUGAUGUCACACUUACUAAAAGUUAAAAUAUUUUUUAUUUUG
Helicoverpa armigera (cotton bollworm) is the source of this 4565-nucleotide messenger RNA. It is a transcript of the gene Asap, whose product is annotated as arfGAP with SH3 domain, ANK repeat and PH domain-containing protein. Gene Ontology annotation, cellular component: cytoplasm. Gene Ontology annotation, biological process: regulation of DNA-templated transcription; positive regulation of GTPase activity. The record is from RefSeq and is a predicted model, not a curated record. Gene Ontology annotation, molecular function: GTPase activator activity; sequence-specific DNA binding; protein binding. The coding region runs from base 226 to 3231 and encodes 1001 amino acids. The transcript is spliced from 17 exons. Lineage: Eukaryota; Metazoa; Arthropoda; Insecta; Lepidoptera; Noctuidae.